This is a messenger RNA of Cucumis sativus (cucumber), 2516 nucleotides long. RefSeq lists its product as uncharacterized. The record is from RefSeq and is a predicted model, not a curated record. The coding region runs from base 660 to 2252 and encodes 530 amino acids. Gene Ontology annotation, molecular function: triacylglycerol lipase activity. Gene Ontology annotation, biological process: lipid metabolic process. The transcript is spliced from 5 exons. Lineage: Eukaryota; Viridiplantae; Streptophyta; Magnoliopsida; Cucurbitales; Cucurbitaceae.
AGAUAGGGUUCGUAAUUUAAGAGUAAAUCUCAUAUUUGUAUUUGUAAAGAGGGUUAAAGCUAAAUUUAAGUAAAAGACAGUGUCAAUUGUAAGGGUUUGAAAAAGUAAGCACCAGCCACAACCACACCAUAAUGCAUAAUUCUAUCCACAACGCGAAACCAGCCGUAAGCAGCUCUACCAUUCAUUUUACGCUACGCUACGCUACGACACCACCAACUCCUCAACACCAUUCCCAUAUUCUCUUACUUACUUUUUCCCAUUUUUUUUUUUAAACUUCCACGCAUUUCCUACCUACAAUCAUGUACUUCCAUUUUGGUCCUGGGAUGCACCCUCUCGCUUCCACUGUUUCAAUGUGUUCUUCCAAUUUUACAUCAUUUCCAGCUCUACAGGAACUGAAUCCCAACUUACAAGCCUUCCCAUUUGCGGGAGUGUUGAAAUUAGCGUCCCAUUCACACUUACGCUUUGUGGGUUUAAUCCCAUUUUGCGUCUUCUUCACACUUGAGGGUAUGUUGGAUUAUACACGUAUCGGUUGGUUAUGUUCAGUUGGGAACCCAGAAUGGGCUAAGCUACUCAUAUAACUGCAUUCCCUUUUCCUCUCUCCAUAUAUACCAAUCGUUAGCUUUUAUUCAAAUGGUGUCUUGUACAAGACAUUGAGAAACAUGGCUACUACCCAAUUAAAAAAUGGUGAUGAUUUCAGAUACCUUGUUGUGCGCCCGGAGAAGGGUGGAAUCAGGGACGUUUUCCGGUGCUGGGUUUGGCCGGAUGGCGACGGUGCACGGAGAUUCUUCGAGAGCUCCGAUGAGGGUGUUUUUGAUGCGAAGGUUUCGGAAAGCAGAUGGAUCGUUGUGGUAUCAAUUCUGAUUCGAAAAAUUAUAGCGAUUUUGGGGAAACCAUUGGAGUGGACUGGCAAUGUGGUGGAAUUCACUCUCAAUCUUCUGUCUGUGAAUGCCAAUCUUUUAGGAUUGCUCUGCAAUAUCGUACGCGGAGAUGUGGUAGUGCCACGGAGGGGCACUGAGACUUUUAUCAGCACCGUUGGGCUUUUAGAUGGGCGAAUGGAUCUAUUAAAUGAAGAAAAAAUGCUUCAAGGAACUACUAAUUUUGUUUCUGAAGAAAGAGGCUUAGGACUUGAAAUGGGCAAUCGGAAUCUAGUGGACCUUUGCGUCAUGGCUUCAAAAUUAUCUUAUGAGAAUGAAAAGGUCAUUCAAAAUAUCGUGCUUCGUUAUUGGAAGAUGCAUUUUGUGGGCUUCUACAAUUGCUGGAAUGAUUUUCAAAAGGACAACUGUACUCAGGUGUUCAUAUUGUGCAAUAAGCCUAAAGACGCGAAUUUGAUAUUGAUUAGCUUCAGAGGCACUGAACCCUUUGAUGCAGAUGACUGGAGCACUGAUUUUGACUACUCUUGGUACGAGAUCCCAGAAGUCGGGAAAAUUCACAUAGGAUUCUUAGAGGCUCUUGGUUUGGGCAACAGAAAAGACACCAAUAGCUUCAACGGUCACCUUCAGGCAAAAACCAGUAUUAGCUCCAUUGCUUCAGAUGUUUCUCAUGGUAGUACAAGUCCAUUUGGGCAUACCAAAUCAACAAUCUCAAAGAUUGAUCAAAACAUUGAACAGUUUGAUGAAGUUACACCAGAAGUGGAGCAGUUGACUGCAUACUACACGGUAAAACUUCAACUCAGGAGAUUACUUAUGGAGCAUAAAAAUGCAAAGUUUGUGGUCACUGGUCAUAGUUUAGGCGGAGCACUUGCAAUAUUAUUCCCUACAGUUCUGGUGCUGCACGAGGAAAUGGAAAUAAUGGGUAGGCUAUUGGGCGUAUAUACAUUUGGGCAGCCCAGGGUUGGGAACAAGCAACUGGGGCAGUUCAUGGAGCCCUAUUUGGUAAAUCCCAUUCCAAGGUACUUCAGGGUUGUAUACUGCAAUGACAUUGUACCAAGGUUGCCUUACGACAAUAAAGCUUUUUUAUUUAAGCAUUUUGGAGUCUGUCUAUACUACGACAGCCUAUUCACUGAACAUAAAGUAGAUGAGGAACCGAACAAGAAUUUCCUCGGGAUUAGAUACCUGAUACCGGAAUAUCUCAAUGCUUUUUGGGAGCUGCUCAGAAGCUUGCUGAUGGGCUACACACAUGGACCUGAGUACAAGGAGGGAUGGUUUUGCAUAUUGGCAAGGGUGAUAGGACUGGCAUUUCCUGGUAUUUCUGCUCAUAGCCUCACAAAUUAUAUCGAUUCUGUGAGGCUUGGCAAGAAGAGCCAAUCCCUUUGAAGAUUCCAGUGAUUGUUUACUUGGCAAGGCAAGGGCAAGCUAAUUCCAUUCCUCCACGUGCUAUAGCUUAUUCCAAUUAGGGAUGUUUUAAGGUUAGCAGUUUCUGACCCAGACACAAUUUAUAAGUAGGAUAAUUGUUUGUCAAUAUAUACUGGAAAUAAUGUUAUUAUAUAUAGGGGUUGUCUUGUUCCUAAUUACCUACCCUGUAUUACUGUAGUUGAAAGAACAAUACUAAUCUUGAUUACCAAAUCUUUUUGUCUUUCA